AUGCGAAAGUUGGAAUGGGACGACAUGGGAGUGAAGCAUCAGCCAAGCGGAACGAAUCCAGAUGGAAUUCAACGAAACAUAUGGAUGCAUCGGUCUUCAGUUGAAUCUACAAAAGACGAUGUUCAUGCGGAACGGAUGGGUCUUGGAUGCCCCAUUCACGCUCAAUGGAACGAACAUAUCCGAUGCACCAGCUACGUUUAUCUGGGACGGGAAUUGGAAAUGAUGAACAACCUGACUCCCGAGUUGGACAGGAGGAGAAGAGCGGCUUGGGGAGCGUACAAGAGCAUCGAGGAUGUAGUGAAGAAGAUCAGGAACCCCUGGUUCCGUGCUCACCUCUUCAACACCACCGUACUUCCUGCUCUGACCUAUGCUUCGGAAACCUGGGCAUUUCGCAAGCAGGAAGAAAACGCGGUGAGCGUCAUUGAACGCGCAAUUGAGAGAGUGAUGCUAGGAGUAUCCCGUUUCACACAAGUAAGGGACGGGAUUCGAAGUUCUCUCCUACGUCAGCGAUCGAAGAUUGGAGACGCCGCCGCGUUUGCCAAGGAAAGUAACAUAAGGUGGGCCGGACACGUGAUGCGUUUUAACAACAACCGUUGGACCAGAGCCGUGAGCGACUGGGUUGCUCUUCUGGAUAUUAAGCGCACUAUAAGAAGACCGCCGAUCAGUGGUCAGAUUUUUUCACGAAGUCCAUCAAAGAAAAUUAUGAUGCUCUUCGUGUCCGCGAAAGGAGGAACCACUGGGCGACUCUGGCACGCGAUCGAGAAAAAUGGAAGAAUUACUGGCGCUCGCUCGACCAGUUCGAAAAUCAACGGGAGUCAAGGUGAUCAAGAGGAAAACAAUGCAGUGGAAAAUCUCACGGGCUUUGUGCUGAUUUCAGUGUACGCCGCAGGCUCUGCUGCACAACCUCACACUCCACAAACGCCUCAGCCACCGUAUACUCCUAACGGGUCACGAUUUCCCCAGCCAACACCCUCUCCACACUACACACCCGACAUGCGAUCGCCACCGCUGAUGUCGCCCACACAAGCACCAAUACUUCCACAAGCCGGCAUGCCGCGUCCGAUGAGCAACGGAGAAAUGGUUACACAACCUAUGCGAAUGGUGCCGACUCCUCAACAACCUGUGAUCCCCAGUCAGUUCUUCACCUACGAGCCGAACGUGUUAAUGAGUGUGCAUCCGGAAAUCUGCUUGGCUGGCUGCGUUCUGCAUAUGUUUGACAUGGAUAGAAUGUUCACGGACAAGCUUGAUCUGCCAAAUAUAGUUCUAGCGAUCAGAAUGCAUGGCGGAGACAUAGAAUUUGGAGCGAAGGCUUAUGCUGAAAGAGCUGGAGCGAUAACUCAUGUCAUCGUGGAGUCAAUUCGAACACAGCAUGCUCAUCUGGCGUUAAAAGAUCGCAAGCGACUAGUUACGAUGCAGUGGUUGGUUGAUGUGUUGAUGAAAAAACAAAUGGAUGUCCCGUGGAGGCACGCUCAUUUGCCGUCUGUUUUCAUCGAUGGAUGCCGUCCAUUGCUGGGGAAGUUGGUCUCGUUCUCUGGUUUUGAUGAGGGUGAAAGAGCAGCAAUGAAAUUCAUGGUGGAAACAAUGGGAGCUAAAUUCACGCCAUACCUGAGCCGUCACAACAAUCUCCUCAUUGCUAAAGCUCCUGGAGUAGAAAAAGUUGAAAAAGCUCGAGAAUGGGAAAUUCCUGUUGUUAACUACCAAUGGCUCGCGGAUAAUUAUGCUGGACAACGAGUGGAAGUUGAUAAUCAACGAUAUCAGUUGGGCCAACCGUGUGAGGGAGUAUCACCAGGUCCAUACGCCCUCGAAAUGAUUAACGAUCAGUUUAAACAAUUACUUCUUGCGUGGAAGAUGCCGAUUAUUGUUUCACCCGAGCAGUGGCGUCGUUCAUUUGACACGAAACAAACAGUCGAGAACGACGAAGGGGUGUUUCCGAACAAAAAAUUGCGAUCUCAGUCGGCUCCUCCGAGCGAAGCAGAGAUUGCAGCCAAAGUUGAGGAACGCAAAAAAUCCGGCGGCACCCAUCCUGAAUACGUGGUCGCGUUCUCUGGCAUAGAUGAGGAGAACAAACAUGUGCUGACCCAAAAACUUCGAUUUCUCGGCGGCCGUGCUUGCGAAGAGAUCGCAGAAUGCACACAUCUUGUCACAACAAAUGGACGCCGCACAGAAAAGCUCCUGGAAGCGAUUUGUCUCGGAAGAAAUAUCGUGAAUCCGUACUGGAUAGUGCAUGGAUACGAGUGUCGGCAGUGGAUGGACACCCUUGACUAUUUCUUGCACGACGAAGAUCAGGAGCGACACCUCGGAUACAACUGCAAGCGCAGCGUGGUUCGAGCGAGACAUAGGAAACUGUUUGAGGACGUCCAAUUCUACAUCACUCCUUCGGUGGAACCGAGCCGGACAAUGCUGACGAGGUUGAUCCGACUUGCUGGCGGCACCGUUCACGAGGAUCGGCCUGCACCUGCCGAUAUAGCUCGAUGUAUUGAAACUGAUGCUCCCUACAUCGUGAUAAGCUGUGAAUGCGAUCUACGGAUGGUGCAGUACUUGCUCGAGUGCAAUUUCCCUGUGUACAACACUGAUUUCGUGCUAAUCGCUCUUCUGAGGCAAGAAUUGGAACCGCAUCCACUGUAUCGAGUAAACACUGCAUCCUUAACGCGACCUUCUGCACCCCAACCGCCACCUGGCCAUCAACAGUUCCGACCGAUGCCUCCUCGAUCAGUAGUCGAACAGCAACCACAGCCACACAGAGUCAAAGCCUAA
Messenger RNA from Necator americanus (New World hookworm), 2754 nucleotides. RefSeq lists its product as uncharacterized. The record is from RefSeq and is a predicted model, not a curated record. The transcript is spliced from 17 exons. The coding region runs from base 1 to 2754 and encodes 917 amino acids. NCBI's taxonomy places the organism in Eukaryota, Metazoa, Nematoda, Chromadorea, Rhabditida, Ancylostomatidae.